UUAACAAUUCAUUUCAUUUUAUCCUUAAAUACUACUUAAAGUAAAUAAAAUAGAAAAAUAAAUUAAUAAAUCUUUGAAUUUGAAGUGAUUCACUACUAAAAGUACAAAAAGAAAAAAAAAUUAACAUGUACCAGAUCGCCUUCCUGUUAUUACUUGCGUUUACCGUUAGCGCAUCACCACUUGAAGAACAACUUUUAACAGCUUUACAAUCUGAGCCAGCAGCUGAUCCAUCUAAUGAACAAAAAAUUCCUGUAGCAAUUGAAACAAAUUCCGACAAGGAUUUAGCACUAGAAAAAGAACCAAAACCUCUUGUUCCUGAGGAAGUUAAACCAUCAGAUGAAAAACCAGAUUUAACUGGAUCUGAAACAGGAUGGGGCUGGAGAGGAGGUUGGGGUGGAUGGAGAGGUGGUUGGGGCGGAUAUCCAGGUUACUAUGGUGGAUGGGGACGUAGCUAUUAUCCAAGACAUUAUGGCGGGUGGCAUAGAUCAAACUACUGGGGUUAAAAAUUUUAAAUAAACUAAAAUUUUAUACAACAUUUUCCAACUCCAACAUUUCUAAUAUGAGAUGGGG
Condylostylus longicornis is the source of this 570-nucleotide messenger RNA. RefSeq names its product RNA-binding protein squid-like. The transcript has 3 exons. The coding region runs from base 126 to 503 and encodes 125 amino acids. The record is from RefSeq and is a predicted model, not a curated record. NCBI's taxonomy places the organism in Eukaryota, Metazoa, Arthropoda, Insecta, Diptera, Dolichopodidae.